Molecule: messenger RNA, 756 nt
Organism: Penicillium crustosum
Lineage: Eukaryota; Fungi; Ascomycota; Eurotiomycetes; Eurotiales; Aspergillaceae
Product: Molybdenum cofactor biosynthesis protein A
Exons: 1
Coding region: 1-756 (251 amino acids)
Biological process (GO): Mo-molybdopterin cofactor biosynthetic process
Molecular function (GO): 4 iron, 4 sulfur cluster binding; GTP 3',8'-cyclase activity; cyclic pyranopterin monophosphate synthase activity
Source: RefSeq, a predicted model, not a curated record
AUGGUAGAAGCGGGCCUAACAGGCGUGAAUCUGAGUCUAGACACCCUAGAUCCAUUCCAGUUUCAGAUCAUGACCCGACGAAGUGGAUUUGAGGCAGUGAUGAAGAGUAUAGAUCGCAUUCUGGCGAUGAAUCGAGUUGGCGCUGGCAUCAAGCUAAAGAUCAACUGCGUUGCGAUGCGUGGCUUAAACGAUCGUGAUAUCAUCCCAUUUGUCGAGCUAUGUCGCGAGAAGCCUAUCGAGGUACGCUUUAUCGAGUAUAUGCCCUUUGGUGGGAACAAGUGGAAUAAGGGCAAGAUGUUCUCAUACCAGGAGAUGCUGGCGGUGAUACGAGAGAGAUAUCCGACGUUGGUGAAGCUCGACGAUCAUAAAAAUGAUACUAGUAAAACAUAUCAAGUACCUGGAUUUAAAGGCCAUGUCGGAUUCAUUACGAGCAUGACGCACAAUUUCUGCGGCACCUGCAAUCGGCUCCGAAUCACGAGUGAUGGCAAUUUAAAGGUAUGUCUUUUUGGUAAUUCGGAGGUUUCGCUGCGAGAUAUCAUCCGAAAGGAGAAUGAUGGGCAGCCUAUCGACGAGGAAGCCUUAAAAAGACUAUGUCUCCUAGACACUACACAGGACAAUAGGGGCCUAGCCAGUGAACGAGAGCGUGAGAUCCUGGAUAUUAUCGGCAUGGCCGUGAAACGCAAGAAGGCGAAACAUGCGGGGAUGGAUGAGCUGAAGAACAUGAAGAACCGUCCCAUGAUUCUCAUUGGUGGGUAG